AUGGGACUAGGCCUACUUGUGAAUAGCCUCUCAGAGCUUCAUCUGAGCUUUGGCUCAGAAUCUUUACACAGCAACCUCAGCCUCAUUUACCUCUGUCUGCUGUGGUUGCUGCUUCUCUUCUUCAUCUUCCUCCUGGGGAUUCCCUCCACCCCAACCUUCCGGCGCCAUGAGCACACGCACAGGCGUCGGAGCAGAGACAAGAGGAGAAGGAAAGGUGGGACACAGGAAGGUUUGAGAUAUUACCACAGGGAAGAGCAGGAGAAAAGGAGGCUGAUUUCUGUCCUGAAAAGUUGUGUACCUCCUGUCUCCUGCAGCUCCCUGGGCCAGCAUCAUGAUACCAUCCGCUUUCGUCAACUUUUAUGUCCAGACCCCUCCUGUGAGGUGUGUAAUAAUGCAACUGCUGAGAUCAAUCAGCUGCUGUCCUCAGAGGCCCUCGAAGGUUCUGCUCUCUCUGUGUCCCCUGUGGCUUCCACAGCUCCUGUGACUGAGCCACCAUCCACUCAGUCCUCUGCCUUCGCAGCAGUCACUCCAGGAGACCUAAUACCACCUCCUCUGCCUGAGCCUUCCCCACCUCCCCCCUCCAUUCUCUCCCCUAACCCAAUGACCCCCUUGGGUAAUUUUCUGUCACCCUCACAGCCAGGUCAAACUCUGCCUCCAGAGCCUUCUCCUCCCUCGGAAUCCAAAUUCCCAGUGAGCCAUUCCCCACCUCAACCCAAAGACUUGUUCUCAUCAACCUUGACACAAUGUGAUUUCCAUCAAGAGUUGCCUGCCCUCCAUUCUACAAAGACCUCUUUUGGAGGAGACCCUGCAGCCAAACUUAUAGAUCCUCGACACCUCUUAUUUCUCAGCCCUGAUGAGCAUGACUCAGUACAGCAGUACUCAUAUCCUAAGACCUGGGACGACCUUUUAAAGCAAAAACUUAUCCAGCUUUUCUGGGGUCUUCCAUCUCUGCACAGCGAGUCCUUGCCCUCUGCUGUCCAUGUCUCAAGUGACUAUUCCUCAAUCUUUAUUUUCAAUAGCAUGUCAAAUGCCUUCACAGGCCAAGAACCCCCAGUACUUCCUUAUCACAUGUCUCUAUCUUUGCCUGAGGUCUACCCUCAGCCCUUGCCUCAAACCCUGCCCCAAUCCCAGCCCCUACCUCUCACUCGGAUCCAACCCCAGGCCCACCUUCAAUCCCCACACCCAAUCCUUCCAUCCAGUCCCAUUGCCCAGAUUAGGGCCUGUGGAGUAUAUUUCCAUAGAUAAGNCACACCCCAGAAUGAAUCAGAACUUCUCACCUCAUCUGAAAUUGAACACCUGGAAUAUAAUGUGUUGCAGAAGAAACAGGAAAGUUUGUGGGGUUUACCCUCUGUGGUUCAAAGUUCUAAGGAGUACUCCUGUCCUUCAGCUCCCACUUAUACUUACCGUCGGCCCUCUAAGGCCCAUGCUUCAAUCUCCAUCAAUCCUUUUGAGUUUCCUCUCAGCAGUGAACUUCGAAGGAAAUUUGAGCAUCACCUUAGAAAGAGGCUCAUCCAACACCGGUGGGGCCUGCCCCGCAGGAUCAAUGAGUCUCUGUCACUAAUGAGGCCUCAGAACUAUUGCUCAGACAUACCUGAGUCAAAGAGCAGUUAUGGCCUCUCAUGGAUCUCUUUGUAUAAGGGCCAGAGUAGCAAAAAUCUAUAUGUUGGAUUGAGCCAACCAGGAAGCUUCUACGAGAGGGGCUCAGAAAUGUUUCAGCUAGACCAGAAUGAGGGGAAGGGUGCGGGACACAGCCAAGAGAAUGAUCCAAAAGCUCAUCUGUUGAGUGACUCAGAGAGGUGUUCAGAUAAGUGUGUGAGAAAUGAUUCUUACAUGAGGACUCUGUCAGUGCAGAGUGUAAGCCAGAAGCAAUUGGAAAAAGGCCUGAAAGCACAUCUGAGCAAGAAGUUUGAGGAAAUCAAUGAGGGUCAGCUCCCUGGGACUGUGCAUAGUUCAUGGCAUAGUAUCAAGCAGACACUUCCUGUAAAAUCCAACACCGAAAUAAAACAGAGAAGCUUGCCACCAUCAGUGGGUGGGGACUACUGUCUGGACACAUCCGAGGAGCUUCCUUACCUGGAGUCUGGUACACAGCAGAUGCUGGAAGCCCACAUCACCAAGUUUCGUACAAGGAUGUUGAGGGGUCUUCCCACCAAAGUCCUUGAAUCCAUAGAAGUCUUCAAAAUGAAAGAUGCUUCAUCCCAUUCCUUGAUCGAUCCUAACUCUUCCUCCUCAACCAAACUGACUUCUGAAGAGAACACCAAAUCUGGGGAAUUCACACCCCUUAGAGGAAGCUCUAAAUCCCUUCACAGGGAUGAGGUGGGAACAGAAAAUUCAGCCACCGUCCUGAAUCUUCCUCUCCCUGCCGCCUCACUUGUGAGCAAGGAAGGACAGGGGACCCUGAGACAAUCACCCUCUGAUAUCGAACACGGACUUUCCGAGGCAAUUCAGAGAAAUUUGAAUUCCAAACCGACUCUUCUGCCUGUCACAAACAGCAUCAGUGGCGAAACAAGUCAGAGACAUUCUCUGACAGCCAACAUUCACCCCCCAAAGCUGCCUGUAAGGCAAGCAGGGACUGGACAUGAGCCAGAGGAUAAGAGUGUGAAUUCUAGCAGCAGAGCAGAAAUACAAGAGGGCACAAAUAGAGAGAAAUCAGAACCUGCUUCCAUGUCCAAUGUGUCCGGGGCAAUAGUCAAGGCUGAGGAGCUCGAUGCUCUUCAACCCGAAACUGGUGAUGAAUUGACAACCAGCAAGCUGGGAAUCUCCCAAAGGAUAAAUGUGAAUGAGAGUGAUGGGGACACUGCUGUGACCACUGAAAAACCACCAUCAGAAAUAUCAGUUCUCCAAGAUCCUAACUUAUCAAACCUUAAAAAGCAAGUAAUUGCUGAGUUAAAGCUGAAGUUGGAGGAGAGGACACCUAGCCAGGCCCAAGGCCAACCCGCUGACAUGUCCCAUGACUCAGACAGCUUGACUUACAAAGCCUCCCUGACCCAUGCUCAGGGUGUCUCCAGUGUGGACGAGGCAGCUCCCCAGGUGCUGCAUGUCCACUUGGAGGACAGAGGAGUCAGUGUGGACCCACGGCAGGAACCUUGGCUUCCUAAGAACUUGUUAAGGUCGUGCCGGUAUAAGAUUUUCCCAUCAUCUGAAAAGAAAAUGAGUCCCAAAGGCUCCAAAUCAGAAGAGCAUGGUGCAGGAGAUGCAGGGCUGAGAAUUUUCCAGCCUAGAAGGAAGAGAUUUCCUUCUCAGGACACAGCUUCAGAGAAGGGACAGUCUCCUCCUGAUAGUCUUUUCCUAAGUAAAAUGAAGAGCUUUUUUCAAUGGCUUCAUCCUGAAAUAAAAUGCGAAAAGCAAGAAAACCCUCAGGAAAAGGGCAGCCCCAUAUCCUCUGUGCAGAGCAGAGGCCCAGUUAAAAGCAGAGCUGUCUUUCCUGCAAGGAUGCACGUUCAUACAGUCAUGUCAGACACUGGGAAGUUCCCAGAAGAGAAACUGGGAUGCUGGCCUGCAAUAGAUUCCACCUGCCCUAAAGAGCCCCUUCCCUUUGCAGAGAAGUUUGGGAAAGCUCUGCAGAAGGCACCAGUGCAGGCCCAAGCAGAGCUUGUCCAGGGGCAUCCUUUCAGCUCCAGGACUCCCUCCUGCAAAGUGACAAAUACCNCAGUGUGGACCCACGGCAGGAACCUUGGCUUCCUAAGAACUUGUUAA
Molecule: messenger RNA, 3693 nt
Organism: Miniopterus natalensis
Lineage: Eukaryota; Metazoa; Chordata; Mammalia; Chiroptera; Miniopteridae
Source: RefSeq, a predicted model, not a curated record